CUUCUAUAUUUACUCCUUGUGAGAAAAGGUCAGAGGUUCCCCCUGAAGGUCACACUCAGAUACCAGGGAAGGAGGCUUUAUAAAGUGCACGAGCACACAAAACCUGCUACUCAGAGCUGAGUGUCACUGAACCACUAGCUGACUGCACAUUGUCCAGAGCACAGCACCAUGCCUCACGAAUACCCCGCACUGACCCCUGAGCAGAAGAAAGAGCUCCAUGAUAUUGCAAAGCGUAUCGUAGCCCCAGGAAAGGGCAUCCUAGCUGCUGACGAGUCCACAGGCAGCAUAGCUAAGCGCCUGAGCUCCAUUGGGGUGGAGAACACAGAGGAGAAUCGCCGCUUUUAUCGCCAACUGCUCUUCACAGCUGAUGAAAGGGUUAACCCCUGCAUCGGCGGUGUCAUCACCUUCCAUGAGACACUGUACCACAAGUCUGAUGACGGCACACCCUUUACCAAGGUCAUCAAGGAUAAAGGUGCCGUUGUUGGCAUCAAGGUAGACAAAGGUGUUGUCCCCUUGGCUGGAACAAAUGGAGAGACUACAACCCAGGGACUGGACGGACUGUCUGAACGAUGUGCCCAGUACAAGAAGGACGGUGCUGACUUCGCCAAAUGGCGCAGUGUGUUGAAGAUCUCAGAGCACACUCCAUCUCACCUUGCCAUCUUGGAGAACGCAAAUGUGCUGGCACGUUAUGCCAGUAUCUGCCAACAGAAUGGCAUUGUACCCAUUGUGGAACCUGAGGUCCUUCCUGACGGUGAACAUGACCUGAAGAGAUGCCAAUAUGUCACAGAGAAGGUCCUGGCUGCUGUAUACAAAGCUCUUAGUGACCAUCAUGUGUAUCUGGAAGGAACCCUGCUGAAGCCCAACAUGGUGACACCUGGACACGCAUGCACCAAAAAAUACACCCCUGAAGAGGUUGCCAUGGCAACAGUCACUGCCCUGAGGCGCACUGUGCCCCCUGCAGUCUCUGGUAUCACUUUCCUCUCUGGAGGACAGAGUGAGGAGGAAGCCACCGUGCACCUCAAUGCUAUAAACAAAUGCCCUCUGCACAAGCCCUGGCCCCUGACCUUCUCCUAUGGCCGGGCCCUUCAGGCAUCUGCCCUCAAAGCUUGGAGUGGCAAGAAGGAGAACGUUAAGAACGCCCAGGAAGAAUACACCAAGCGUGCCCUGGCAAACAGCCUUGCUUGCCAAGGCAAGUAUGUGCCCACCGGCCAGGCAGGAGCUGCAGCCGGAGAUUCCCUGUUUGUAUCCAACCACGCUUAUUAAAUUAUGUACAAAGUCGUCUUGUAGUCUCGCCAGUGUUGUGGCUUCUUCCAAGCAUAUUAUGUGAGGUCCCUCUGUAGAGCAAAAAGCCAUUUCCUGAUAGAUCUCUGCAGAGUUUCACCGUUAGCCUUCCCUGCAUUGGAGAGAGAUUGCAGAGCGUUGCUCUGUAAAAUCCCGAAUGGACCUGCGUCAGGUGUGACUGAGGUGUGACACAGAUCGGUGUGCGUGUUGUGUGCGCAUGUCUUUGUGCUUUGUCCAAUGUGUGUACUCGGCUCUGAGUCAUUUAUCUGUCACUGCUGGAUAAAUAUCAAUAAAGCAGAUAACGAACCACA
Molecule: messenger RNA, 1592 nt
Organism: Bombina bombina (fire-bellied toad)
Lineage: Eukaryota; Metazoa; Chordata; Amphibia; Anura; Bombinatoridae
Gene: ALDOA
Product: aldolase, fructose-bisphosphate A
Exons: 9
Coding region: 169-1263 (364 amino acids)
Biological process (GO): glycolytic process; fructose 1,6-bisphosphate metabolic process
Cellular component (GO): cytosol
Molecular function (GO): fructose-bisphosphate aldolase activity
Source: RefSeq, a predicted model, not a curated record